Molecule: messenger RNA, 1667 nt
Organism: Antechinus flavipes (yellow-footed antechinus)
Lineage: Eukaryota; Metazoa; Chordata; Mammalia; Dasyuromorphia; Dasyuridae
Gene: CXCL14
Product: C-X-C motif chemokine ligand 14
Exons: 4
Coding region: 213-512 (99 amino acids)
Biological process (GO): cell chemotaxis; antimicrobial humoral immune response mediated by antimicrobial peptide
Cellular component (GO): extracellular region
Molecular function (GO): chemokine activity
Source: RefSeq, a predicted model, not a curated record
GAGGAGAGCAGAGUUCUGAAGAUCUGAGAGCAAGCGAAAGUACACGGAGCAGAUACGCAGAAGCUGAAACUGACUUAGAGCGCUAGAGCACAAGAGACCUGCAACUCUACAAAACUGACUGACAGGCAGAGCGCUCCGGAGCAGGAGACUGCAAGGAAGCCUAGUGGGCAGAGAGAUUUUCCCAGCUCCCUAAAGACACCUGAGCUCCGGCCAUGAAGCUCUUGACAGGACUACUGCUCCUGCUGCUCCUCGUGUUCUGCUGCGUCGGGGUGGAGGGGUCAAAAUGCAAAUGUUCAAGGAAAGGACCAAAGAUAAGAUAUAGUGAUGUCAAGAAGCUGGAAAUGAAACCAAAGUACCCUCACUGUGAAGAGAAAAUGGUUAUCAUCACUACCAAGAGUAUGUCACGGUACCGGGGACAAGAACACUGCCUACAUCCCAAACUCCAGAGCACAAAGAGAUUCAUCAAGUGGUACAAUGCAUGGAAUGAAAAACGCAGGGUCUAUGAAGAGUAAGACAAGAGAAUCCUAAUAAAAAAGUCAAAUUUUUGGAAGACUUGAACAAAGGACUCUGCAGAAAAACCUUUCUUUCUCACAGACGUGUGACACAAAUAAUAUAUUGUUACAAAAGCACUUUUUAUCAAGGGUCAGUUUUUGCAUUUUAUAGCUGUUUGCAAAAGGCUUCCAAGUGUCCUAACCAUCUCUUGCAUUUCAGAGCUCACAACUGUCUGCUUUAUACUGAAUUUGGGAAAAUUCAUGCUUUUCAUUUUUAAAUGCCUUUUUGUAUUCAUUCAUCCAUCAUUAUUAUUGCAACUGAGCUUUAUAAGCUCAUUAGCUGAACAAAUAAUGUGUGGUAGUAUCCCAUAGUAGUGUUCAGUUAUUUGUAGCCCUGGGAAGAUUUCCACUUCUGAUUCCAUAGUGACUUUACACAGAGAGGAAAAUCCACACAGCUUUCAAUGGACCCUGACAUGAUAAUGUGUUGUGUUUCUAUACAAUAUGGGUCCACACAGCUAGCAGAACUGAAUGCGCAUCACUCUUAUAUAUGUUCUUUGCUGAAGUAAAAGCAGAUUGCCAUGGAAACAUGCUUAAUUCCCAGUUAAUUUUUACACAUAUUGGGGGUAGGGGAGAAUAAUCUUGAGCUAAAUUUACUUCUAAAGAAGAUGCUGGAUUCUCGCAUCAUAAGGGAAAAUGAAAAGUACAUUGCUCCAAUCUCACAUAUUUUAUGUUUCAAAAACAAUAUGCUUUUUAGCUUUCUUCGUAAAAAUCAUUCAAAGGAACAUACACACACACACACACACACACACACAUAUACACACAAACAUAUGUGUGUAUAUACACAUACAUAUACACACACAUGCACCUAAGCACACAAAUACACAUACAUACAAAAAAUGUGAUGUCCCCAGAAACACACAAUCUCUGUCAUUGUGAAUGUAAUGCUUCCAUGGUUAAUAGUACAAUUUUCUCUCUUUUUUAAAAGAUAAAGUAACAAAACUAGCUUUCCCUUUGUAAAUAUACUCUAGACAAACUGUGUAUCAUUAAGUAUCAUGUAUUACAUCAUGAAGUUAUCAUAUGAUAUUUAAAUACCUGAAAUAAUUAUGAAAUUGCAUGCAGUUUUCAUAUUCUUUCUAAGACAAAAAGGAAAAAGUAAUAAACUAUAUUUAAAACAUA